UAAAAAUUCAAUAAAACUCCAUUUUUCAUUUAAUAGUAAUAUUCUAGCAUACUAGAAACAAAUUUGUUGUUAUUCAUAAACUCAGUUUAUUUCGUUUGACUUUUAGUUCAAUUUGAUGCAAUUUCAAUUUUUAAUUCAAUUUCAAUUUAGUUUGACAAUCAAUUAAGCUUUCUGACUAGACUAAAGUUUCUCUUCUGUUUUUACAAAUAGUUAACAAAUUCAAUGAGCAUCAAAUCUUGAGCUAAGCCAUAAUUUUAAAGGCUGAGCCAAGCAUACAACGAAUGCUCCUUUUUAAACUAUCGUAGAGAAGUCUUAGUAAGAAUAAUUGAUACAAGUGAGACACUCAAAAACCUCUAAUUAUAUUGCAAGAAUCAUCUACAGAGGAAAAUCCAAACACUAUUAUCCUAAUCAUCAUAUAUAAGCCCUUUCAAUUACCAUUAGUUAUGGCCAUUGGCUCAAAUGUUUAUAAAACUCUUUAAGUCCUCAAAUUCCCUUUAUAUAAAAUUGAAAAUUUUUUCCUGUUUUUAAUAACUUAUUGCCCCCACAAAAUUCAAUUUUAUCUCUUAUACCUUUCACUUGAAUACCCUCUAGAUAAAGCUUAACUAAACAAGGUGAAAUUAAACAUGAAAACAAAAUUGAAAACAAAAAAUUCCAAAUAUAUUUAUGAAAUAUUUUUAAAAAUAUUCCCUCACUCUAAUCCAACUGCAAAUGCAUCGCUGCAGUGCCCAAAAAAUAAGUUACAGAGAUUUACCCACAACAAUAAUGAAACGAGAGAAAGAAAAACCAACAAAAAAUAGAGAGUAGAACACAUAUUUUAGAUGUACGUCAGAAUUAAAUGUAAGAAAUUGAAAAUAAAAUACAAAAAUAAUAAAAACGAAAGAAAAACGUAAAUAAACGCAAUUGGGGGGAAAAAGGAGAGAUCAGAGCGAAGUGAAGGUAAAUGUGUAAUUGAAACGGGAAUUCGGGAAGCAAAGCAGUUGGCAGCACCGCCGGAUGGGCCCAGUGAUGAUGCGACCCUGGUCGGCAGCUGUCAAAGAGGCGAGGACGAGAAGAGAAGUAAACAAAAGCUCAAAAAGGCAAGCAAAUGCGAGCAAACGCGAAGAAAACGAACCCACAGCGAUUUAUAUGUCAGCUGGCCCAAACCGAAACCGCUCGUCAGGGGGCAGGCACUACUGUCAAAUAGAAAGGGACCGGGUCCGAUUCUGAAAAACAGACGCAGAUAGCGACGCGCAUGAAAAAGCAAAUUCGUUGAAAUUUAUAAACGCGAUAAUCGAAUCAACUACACACACACAAAAAAAAAGCAAAAAAGCAAAAGAGAAAAAGAGAGAAAAAAAAAGCCGUAAAAUCAGAGCCACAACUUUGAAUUCCAAUUGAUUUCUAGCCAAGAUCCUCAUCCAAGAACUUUAUUCUUCAUGGAGCGCACCGCAGUGCCACGGGGCAAACGACCCAGAGUUCAGGUCUCCAUGGACGACAAGGAGCGCGCCAUCGCACGCAUACGCAAUGGCGAGACGAAGGCGGGCAUCUCACGCGAGCUGGGCGUGCCGGAGUCGACGGUGCGCGGGUGGGUGAAGCGAGCCGAUCAGCGCAUGGCGCGCGAGGCGAACGAAGGCUCUGCCACUCCGUCGCCGCCCUUGAUGAUGACGCACUCCCUGAAGCUGCCCGCCAAGCGGGACUCCAAUGGGCAGCCGCGCACCCGCUCCGCGGCGCCCAUGAAUGUGGCCGUGCCGCUGCCCAUGCAGCUCUUCCAGCAGGCAGCCAACAGCCAGCUGCAGCUGAACGGCUGGCUGCACAUCUUCAAUGCGGGCAUUCUCAACUUUACGCUGAUUGCCACCGCCGCCUAUUUGAGGGCGCGCGUGCGCGGCACCACGGAUCGCCAGUCGCUCUGGCAGAUCAUCUGCGAGUAUGUGGACGAGGCGGGGCGCAAUGUGGCCGCCAAUGGGGGGCAGUAUGUGGCAGCAGGAGCAGCAGGAGGAGCAGCAGCAAUGCCAGCAGCAGCAGCAGCAGCAGCAACAACAACAACAACAGCUGCAACAGACUCAUUCAGUCGUAAGCCUAGCCCAUCGCCGGCCAUGGGACGCAGUGGCGGCUUUGUGGUGCCACGACUGCACAUCACGGCCGAGGAUGACGAGGAUGCCGAGCUGGAGCCGAGUCCAUGACAACCGCAUCGAUUCGAUUUAUGUACAUGUGUAUGCAAAUAAAGCGCCCCUCAAUGGGAUUAUGUUGUUUAAAGCAAA
Drosophila mojavensis is the source of this 2234-nucleotide messenger RNA. RefSeq lists its product as uncharacterized. The coding region runs from base 1413 to 2156 and encodes 247 amino acids. Gene Ontology annotation, molecular function: DNA binding. The record is from RefSeq and is a predicted model, not a curated record. The transcript is spliced from 2 exons. Lineage: Eukaryota; Metazoa; Arthropoda; Insecta; Diptera; Drosophilidae.